This is a messenger RNA of Otolemur garnettii (small-eared galago), 5915 nucleotides long. It is a transcript of the gene RPTOR, whose product is annotated as regulatory associated protein of MTOR complex 1. Gene Ontology annotation, cellular component: TORC1 complex; cytoplasm. The record is from RefSeq and is a predicted model, not a curated record. Gene Ontology annotation, biological process: TORC1 signaling; positive regulation of protein serine/threonine kinase activity; cellular response to starvation. Lineage: Eukaryota; Metazoa; Chordata; Mammalia; Primates; Galagidae. The transcript is spliced from 34 exons. The coding region runs from base 1 to 4008 and encodes 1335 amino acids. Gene Ontology annotation, molecular function: protein binding; protein-macromolecule adaptor activity.
AUGGAGUCCGAAAUGCUGCAGUCGCCUCUUCUGGGACUCGGGGAAGAAGAUGAAGCGGACCUUACAGACUGGAACCUGCCUUUGGCUUUUAUGAAAAAGAGGCACUGUGAGAAAAUUGAAGGCUCCAAAUCCUUAGCUCAGAGCUGGAGAAUGAAGGAUCGGAUGAAGACAGUCAGUGUUGCUUUAGUUUUGUGUCUGAAUGUCGGUGUGGAUCCUCCAGAUGUGGUGAAGACCACCCCCUGUGCGCGCUUGGAAUGCUGGAUAGAUCCUCUGUCCAUGGGUCCUCAGAAGGCUCUGGAAACCAUCGGUGCGAAUUUGCAGAAGCAGUACGAGAACUGGCAGCCACGGGCCCGGUACAAGCAGAGCCUCGACCCCACCGUGGACGAGGUCAAGAAGCUAUGCACGUCCCUACGUCGUAAUGCCAAGGAGGAGCGGGUCCUCUUCCACUACAAUGGCCAUGGCGUGCCCCGGCCCACAGCCAACGGAGAGGUCUGGGUCUUCAACAAGAACUAUACUCAGUACAUCCCACUGUCCAUCUACGACCUGCAGACGUGGAUGGGCAGUCCGUCCAUAUUCGUGUACGACUGCUCCAAUGCCGGCCUGAUCGUCAAGUCCUUCAAACAGUUCGCGCUUCAGCGGGAGCAGGAGCUGGAGGUGGCGGCAAUUAACCCAAACCACCCACUUGCCCAGAUGCCUUUGCCACCGUCCAUGAAAAACUGUAUCCAGCUGGCAGCCUGUGCGGCCCACGAGCUCCUGCCCAUGGUCCCCGACCUCCCGGCUGACCUGUUCACGUCCUGCCUCACCACCCCCAUCAAGAUCGCCCUGCGCUGGUUUUGCAUGCAGAAGUGUGUGAGUCUGGUGCCUGGAGUCACACUGGAUUUGAUAGAAAAAAUUCCUGGCCGUCUGAAUGACAGGAGGACUCCUUUGGGCGAGCUGAACUGGAUCUUUACAGCCAUCACGGACACUAUCGCGUGGAACGUGCUCCCCCGGGAUCUUUUCCAAAAGCUCUUCAGACAGGACCUGUUGGUGGCUAGUCUCUUUCGGAAUUUUUUGCUGGCAGAAAGAAUUAUGAGGUCAUACAAUUGCACUCCAGUUAGCAGUCCACGGCUGCCCCCGACUUACAUGCAUGCAAUGUGGCAAGCCUGGGACCUCGCUGUGGACAUCUGCCUGUCUCAGCUGCCGACCAUCAUCGAGGAGGGCACUGCGUUCAGGCACAGCCCGUUCUUUGCAGAGCAGCUGACAGCAUUCCAGGUGUGGCUCACCAUGGGCGUGGAGAACCGGAAUCCCCCUGAGCAGCUGCCCAUCGUCUUGCAGGUGCUGUUGAGCCAAGUGCACCGGCUGAGAGCCUUGGACUUGCUGGGAAGAUUUUUGGACCUGGGUCCGUGGGCAGUGAGCCUGGCCUUGUCUGUCGGCAUCUUCCCCUACGUGCUCAAGCUGCUCCAGAGCUCGGCCCGGGAGCUCAGGCCGCUUCUUGUUUUCAUCUGGGCCAAGAUCCUUGCUGUGGACAGCUCGUGCCAGGCUGACCUCGUCAAGGACAAUGGUCACAAGUACUUCCUCUCCGUCUUGGCGGACCCCUACAUGCCAGCUGAGCAUAGGACCAUGACGGCUUUUAUCCUUGCUGUGAUCGUCAACAGCUACAACACAGGGCAGGAAGCCUGCCUGCAGGGAAACCUGAUCGCCAUCUGCCUGGAACAGCUCAGUGACCCGCACCCCCUGCUGCGACAGUGGGUGGCCAUCUGCUUGGGGCGGAUCUGGCAGAACUUUGACUCCGCACGAUGGUGUGGUGUGAGAGACAGUGCCCACGAGAAGCUUUACAGCCUGCUCUCCGACCCCAUUCCUGAGGUCCGCUGUGCAGCAGUCUUCGCCCUUGGCACGUUUGUGGGCAACUCUGCUGAGAGGACGGACCACUCCACCACCAUCGACCACAACGUGGCCAUGAUGCUGGCCCAGCUGGUCAACGACGGGAGCCCCGUGGUCCGGAAGGAGCUGGUGGUGGCCCUGAGUCAUCUGGUUGUCCAGUAUGAAAGCAAUUUCUGCACCGUGGCCUUGCAGUUCAUGGAGGAGGAAAAGAACUACCCCCUGCCCUCGCCUGCGGCCACAGAGGGUGGGAGUUUGACCCCAGUGCGAGACAGCCCAUGCACCCCCAGACUGCGUUCUGUGAGUUCCUAUGGAAACAUCCGUGCCGUCACCACCGCCAGGAACCUGAACAAGUCUCUGCAGAACCUGAGUUUGACAGAAGAAUCUGGCAGCUCGGUGGCCUUCUCCCCUGGAAACCUCAGCACCAGCAGCAGUGCCAGCAGCACCCUGGGCAGCCCCGAGAACGAGGAGUACAUCCUGUCCUUUGAGACCAUCGACAAGAUGCGCCGCGUCAGUUCCUACUCCUCCCUCAACUCCCUCAUCGGUGUUUCUUUUAAUAGUGUUUACACUCAGAUUUGGAGAGUCCUACUGCACCUGGCAGCCGACCCCUACCCAGACGUCUCCGACCUGGCUAUGAAAGUCCUCAACUGCAUUGCUUACAAGGCCACAAUGAACGCCCGGCCCCAGCGCAUCCUAGACACAUCCUCUCUCACGCAGUCGGCCCCUGCAAGCCCCACCAACAAGGGCACGCACAUCCACCAGGUGGGAGGCUCCCCCCCGACAACCAGCACAAGCAGCUCCAGCCUGACCAACGACAUGGCUAAGCAGCCAGUUAGCCGGGACCUGCCUUCGGGCCGGCCGAGUGCCACAGGCCCCGUGGGGGCACAGUACACCCCUCACUCACACCAGUUCCCUCGGACACGGAAGAUGUUUGACAAAGGCCCAGAGCAGACCACAGACGAUGGGGAUGAUGCCGCUGGACACAAGAGUUUCAUCUCCGCCACGGUACAGACGGGAUUCUGCGACUGGAGUGCGCGGUAUUUUGCCCAGCCUGUCAUGAAGAUCCCGGAAGAACAUGACCUUGAGAGUCAGAUCCGCAAGGAACGGGAAUGGCGCUUCCUGCGGAACAGCCGUGUCAGGAAGCAGGCCCAGCAGGUCAUCCAGAAAGGUAUCACGAGACUGGAUGACCAGAUAUUUCUGAACAGGAACCCUGGUGUCCCCUCCGUGGUCAAAUUUCAUCCCUUCACCCCGUGUAUAGCCGUAGCCGACAAGGACAGCAUCUGUUUUUGGGACUGGGAGAAAGGGGAAAAGCUGGACUAUUUCCACAAUGGCAACCCCCGAUACACACGCGUCACUGCCAUGGAGUACCUGAAUGGCCAGGACUGCUCACUGCUGCUCACAGCUACAGAUGAUGGUGCCAUUAGGGUCUGGAAGAACUUUGCUGACUUGGAAAAGAACCCAGAGAUGGUGACAGCAUGGCAGGGGCUCUCAGACAUGCUGCCCACGACGCGAGGAGCGGGGAUGGUGGUGGACUGGGAGCAAGAGACUGGCCUCCUUAUGAGCUCGGGGGAUGUGCGGAUCGUCCGGAUCUGGGACACAGACCGCGAGAUGAAGGUGCAGGACAUCCCUACGGGUGCAGACAGCUGCGUGACAAGUCUGUCCUGUGACUCCCACCGCUCACUCAUCGUGGCCGGCCUCGGUGACGGCUCCAUCCGUGUCUACGACCGAAGGAUGGCGCUCAGUGAAUGCCGCGUCAUGACGUAUCGGGAGCACACGGCCUGGGUGGUGAAGGCCUACCUGCAGAAGCACCCCGAGGGCCACAUCAUGAGUGUCAGCGUCAAUGGAGACGUGCGUAUCUUUGACCCACGGAUGCCCGAGUCUGUGAACGUCCUUCAGAUCGUAAAGGGGCUGACAGCCCUGGACAUCCACCCUCAGGCGAACCUGAUCGCAUGUGGCUCUGUGAACCAGUUCACCGCCAUCUACAGUGGCAGCGGGGAGCUCAUCAACAACAUCAAAUACUACGACGGCUUCAUGGGACAGCGUGUCGGCGCCAUCAGCUGCCUGGCCUUCCACCCACACUGGCCCCAUCUGGCGGUAGGAAGCAACGAUUACUACAUCUCUGUGUACUCUGUGGAGAAGCGCGUCAGAUAGCGGCACCACUGAGGGCCCUGCUGCUGGAGCCCUGCCAGCUGUGGCCGCUGGAUGUACAUAGUCAACCUGCCACACGUCCGAGUGCAUAGCGUCGGUUCUGCUGCUCCCACCUCAGCUGCUGAGGACUGGAGGGGCCUCGCACUUGCUUUGUGUCUUUGCUGUAAUGUCUAGAAAGGCAGGGGAGGGGAGGGCUUCAGUGGGACAGUGGCUUCCACCCAAGCACCAGCACCCAGGUGCCGGUACUCAGCCACAGUGUCGCACUCGCUCUCCCACUUUUUUUUGCUGAGGUUUUUAAAGGAGGAGACAAACUUGUUUUAUUUUCCACGUAAUCAGAGCAUUAGAUCCAGAAAAGCUCCAAGACGGAGCCCUGGUGGAGAAGUGGUACUGGGCUCUACGGGUCCCUGGGGCGGCCACCCAUCUGGCCAAAAGCAGGGGAGCAGUGCAGCCCACCCAGACCACCAUCUUCUCAGUGUGUGCUGGAGAGCGGUACCAUUCCCACACAGGAGCCACAGAAGGGCAAGAUGGAGACGUCCCCCAAAGCUCCCCCAAAGCUGGCAAGCAUAGAAGGAAGUGACCCAGGGCCACUCAGCUGGCUGUCCUUGUCCAAGAGGUGCCUCACCACAGGGUGAGGGAGUGGGCCACCCCACACAGCUCACCCCCGGCACCCUUGGCCUUCGGGGUCGAGCCUCAGUCCCUCUCCCAGCAUGAGUGGGAACAGGCUCUGGCUAUGGGCAGCUGUGGUGGGUCAUUGGCAGUUUAACCACUGCCUGGACCUCCAUCCAGGGCUUGCCUCCCCAUGCCUUGCCAUGUCCCCCACCCCAGGCCCUGUGGCCCCACACAGGCACAUGCAUGUGCGGGCACCAUGGUCUGCACACAGGCUCAUGUGCAGGCACUGUGUCCCCCUGCUUCCCCACACUGCACACGUGCAAAUAUGGAGCCCUCUGCAACCCUACAGGUCUGUGGGUAAAUGGCAGCCCCAUCUCCGCCCUUUGUCCCACACGCUGGUGCAGCCAUGGUUUGCAUCUCGUGGUCUGUAACACAGGAGUUCCUUAGCUGUGGCUGCAGCGUGUCAGUGCAUGUGCACUUGUGAGGAUGUGGGCAAGACAGGCAGCCCUGUGGCCAGUCUGGCCCCAAAAAGGGCCUCAGAAAGGUGCCAAGCAAUUGCAAAGAAACAGAACACAACCAUAAUGAUGGGAUUUUAAAAGGCUUUGUUUCCGUUUUCCUUGGGAAUCAGGAGUAUUGGGAGAGAGGAGGGAGGAGUCUUGGUUAAUCUGUUGACUGGGCAGUCCUGGCGGGAAUGCAAGCAGGAGGCGCUGCGGGUCCCGUGGGUCGCAGUGGCUGGAGCCUGCCCAGUGGUGCCUGGAGCCUGCUGGAGCUGGACUGCGGGACUAGCAAGUGGAGGAAGUGAUCCUCCUGCUCCCCAGGAAGAGGGGCACCCAUCAGGGGGUUCUGGCAUGAAGUCCUGUCCCAUGUCUGGGGUGUACAGGCAGCCUGAGGUCAGGAAGGCCAUGGAAGUCCAGGGUGGCGACAUGCCAGAAGUCUAGAAGCCAAGCUCCACCACAGACCUGAGGGGUCUGAUCCGCCAUGGCUGACGCCGUGGUUCAACUCGAUUCUAACCUGACACGUUUCUGUUUGUUUGGAGACAAAACCACCACUUGGUGAAGUGCAGAUGGCUGCAGAGGGGCAAGGCCCCCCUGCACCCCCCACACCGAGGGCCAUGUCCUCCUAGGUCUGAUGCGAAACCCAAUCAUGAAGUUACCCAGGGCUCAGAGAGCACCAACUAAAGGUUCCUUUAUCUCUAUUUAUUUUACCAGAAUGAGAAUUGAAAAGACUUUGACAGCACAUGGAAUUGUGAUGUGAAACUGAGAGCAAUGGCAAACAGUAAACUGUUAAUAAAACGUGAACAA